Nyctereutes procyonoides (raccoon dog) is the source of this 7257-nucleotide messenger RNA. Its product is annotated as KIAA0319 like. The coding region runs from base 240 to 3395 and encodes 1051 amino acids. Lineage: Eukaryota; Metazoa; Chordata; Mammalia; Carnivora; Canidae. The transcript has 21 exons. The record is from RefSeq and is a predicted model, not a curated record. Gene Ontology annotation, cellular component: cytoplasmic vesicle; plasma membrane.
CUUCCGGCCGCGGUCGGCGUCCUGGGAGGCAGAGCGACCGGGAGCUGUCCGGGUGGGGAGCGCGCGCUGCCUUCUUCCUCCUCCUUCUCCUCCUCCACCUCCUCCUCCUCCUCGGGGUGAGGGGAGCGCAGGCUGGGGCCCCGACCCCAUGGACCGGGAGGAGGCGGAGGCCGCCGAGAGCCGGGGCCGCGCUGUGCGGCCCUGAGCCCCGUGAACUGGUUCCGCCUUUCUGGAAGGCCAUGGAGAAGAGGCUGGGAGUCAAGCCAAGCCCUGCUUCCUGGAUUUUAUUGGGAUUUUGUUGGCAGAUAUCCGUGAAAUGGUUGAGAAGCCUGUACCUAUUUUAUACUUGCUUCUGCUUCAGCGCUCUAUGGUUGUCAACAGAUGCCAGUGAGAGCAGGUGCCAGCAGGCGAAGACAGAAUUUGGAGUUGGCCUGAGAUCUGGGGGAGAAAAUCACCUCCGGCUUCUUGAAGGAACCUCCUCUCUCCAGUUGUGUUGGGCUGCCUGCUGCCAGGACUCUUCUUGCCAUGCCUUUUGGUGGUUAGAAGGGAUGUGCAUUCAGGCAGACUGCAGCAGGCCCCAGAGCUGCCGGGCUUUUAGGACAGACUCUUCCAAAUCCAUGCUGGUGUUUUUUAAAAAGUUCCAAACUGCAGAUGACUUGGGCUUUCCACCUGAAGAUGAUGUACCACAUAUUUUGGGGCUAGGUUGGAGCAGAACAUCUUGGAGGAGACAGAGACUACCCAGAGCUCUGCUCAGACCCACUGUAUCUUCCAGUGACCAUCAGAGCUUAACCAGGAAGCUUUGGAAGAGAGAGAGUCCCAGCGAAGAAGUAACCACAGAUAUAGUGACACAGCAUUCUGAAAUGAAUGACUCCAAGGAAGUAGGUUAUCUGAAUACCAGUGGUUCUGCAGAGGUUCACAAGGCAGUUAUAAUUUCCAGUCCCUUAACCACAGUCCUGACUGCGGAGAUUCCUGGUUGGUCAAAGAAUGAAUCAGCCCAACCUGAGACAUCAGAGUAUCCUGGUACUACACCUAGCACUCAGCAAGUAAAAAGUCUUGGGAAAAUCCAGAAUGCUACCCUUCUCCCCGUGGCUCCCUCCUACAGUUACACCACCCCUGACCCUCAGGCCUCUUUCCAGAGCACCUCAACACCAUACCCAGUUAUAAAGGAAUUGGUGGUAUCUGCUGGAAAGAGUGUCCAGAUCACCUUGCCUAAGAAUGAAGUUCAGUUAAAUGCAUACGUUCUCCAAGAACCACUUGAAGGAGAAACCUACACCUACGACUGGCAGCUGAUUACUCAUCCUAAAGACUACAGUGGAGAGAUGGAAGGGAAACAUUUCCAGAUCCUCAAACUAUCCAAGCUUACCCCUGGCUUAUAUGAAUUCAAAGUGAUUGUAGAUGGUCAAAAUUCCCAUGGGGAAGGCUAUGUGAACGUCACGGUGAAACCAGAGCCCCGGAAGAAUCGGCCUCCUGUUGCCAUUGUGUCACCACAGUUCCAGGAGAUCUCUCUGCCAACCACUUCCACAGUCAUUGAUGGCAGCCAAAGCACUGAUGAUGAUAAAAUCGUCCAGUACCAUUGGGAGGAACUUAAGGGACCUCUGAGAGAAGAGAAGAUUUCUGAAGACACGGCCAUAUUAAAACUAAGUAAGCUCGUCCCUGGGAACUACACUUUCAGCUUGACUGUAGUCGACUCUGAUGGAGCAACCAGCUCUACCACUGCAAGCCUGACAGUGAACAAAGCCGUGGAUUAUCCCCCUGUGGCCAAUGCGGGCCCCAACCAAGUGAUCACCUUGCCCCAGAACUCCAUCACCCUGUUCGGGAACCAGAGCACUGAUGAUCAUGGUAUCACCAGCUAUGAGUGGUCACUCAGCCCAAGCAGCAAGGGGAAGGUGGUGGAGAUGCAGGGUGUUCGAACACCAACCCUGCAGCUUUCUGCCAUGCAAGAAGGAGACUACACGUACCAGCUCACAGUGACCGACACAAUAGGACAGCAGGCCACCGCCCAAGUGACUGUUAUUGUGCAGCCCGAAAACAACAAGCCUCCACAGGCAGAUGCAGGCCCUGAUAAAGAGCUGACCCUUCCUGUGGACAGCACCAUGCUGGAUGGCAGCAAAAGCUCUGAUGAUCAGAAAAUUAUCUCCUAUCUCUGGGAGAAAACACAGGGACCUGAUGGUGUGCAGCUCGAGAAUGCGAACAGCAGUGUCGCCACGGUGACAGGGCUCCAAGUAGGAACCUACGUGUUCACCUUGACGGUCAAAGAUGAGAGGAACCUGCAAAGCCAGAGUUCUGUGAAUGUCAUUGUCAAAGAAGAAAUGAACAAACCACCUAUAGCCAAGAUAACUGGGAACGUGGUGAUUACCUUGCCCACGGACACAGCAGAGCUGGACGGCUCCAAGUCCUCAGAUGACAAGGGAAUAGUCAGCUACCUCUGGACCCGAGACGAGGGCAGCCCAGCAGCAGGGGAGGUGCUAAAUCACUCUGACCACCACCCGAUCCUCUUUCUUUCCAACCUGGUCGAGGGCACCUACACAUUUCACCUGCAUGUGACUGAUGCGAAGGGGGAGAGUGACAUGGAUCGGACCACUGUGGAGGUGAAGCCUGAUCCCAGGAAAAACAACCUGGUGGAGAUCAUCUUGGAUGUCAACGUCAGUCAGCUAACUGAGAGGCUGAAGGGGAUGUUCAUCCGCCAGAUUGGGGUCCUCCUGGGGGUGCUGGAUUCCGACAUCAUUGUGCAAAAGAUUCAGCCGUACACGGAGCAGAGCACCAAGAUGGUAUUUUUUGUUCAAAACGAGCCUCCCAACCAGAUCUUCAAAGGCCAUGAGGUGGCGGCGAUGCUCAAGAGUGAGCUGAGGAAGCAAAAAGCCGACUUUCUGAUAUUCAGAGCCCUGGAAAUCAAUACCGUCACGUGCCAGCUGAACUGUUCCGACCACGGCCACUGCGACUCGUUCACCAAGCGCUGUGUCUGCGACCCCUUCUGGAUGGAGAAUUUCAUCAAGGUGCAGCUGAGGGCCGGAGACAGCAACUGUGAGUGGAGCGUGUUGUACGUUAUCAUUGCUUCCUUUGUCAUUGUCGUCGCCCUCGGAACCCUGUCCUGGACGGUGAUCUGUUGCUGUAAGAGGCAGAAAGGAAAACCCAAGAGGAAAAGCAAGUACAAGAUCCUGGACGCCACGGACCAGGAGAGCCUGGAGCUGAAGCCCACCUGUCGGGCAGGCGGCAGGCAGAAGGGCCCGACGCCCGGCAGCAGCCUCAUGCGCUCCGAGUCCGAGCUGGACAGCGACGACGCCAUCUUCACGUGGCCCGACCGCGACAAGGGCCCGCGGCCGCAGGGGCAGAACGGCUCGGUGCCCAACGGGCAGGCCCCGCUCAAGGCCCGGGGCCCCCGCCAGGAGAUCCUGUAGCGCGGCUGCCCGAGCGCCAUCCAAGCUGUGAACGAGCGGGCGGCUUCCUCUCCGCCCGAACCUGCUGGGAGCGCCCCGCCCACGCCCCCCCCACGCCCCCGCCAGCCCCUCCCAGCCCCUCCGGGGACGGGACCAGGGACGGGGACCCGGGGACCCGGGGUCGCACCCUCUCCCGCCCGCGGGCACCGCGCAGCCGCCCCGCCGGGUCCCCCGCGUGUCGGACGGCGUCCUCGGGGCUCGGGCUCCCGGGCGGGCGGCGCCCCCAGGACGCGCUUCACACCGCCGCGCUCCCGUCGGGACAGGAUUAAACCAGCUAUUUAAUUGUACGUGUGCGAACCGGCUCCGGCUCCGGCUCCGGCCGCUGCGUAGCCGUGAUGUCACGGCCCGGGGGCGGGGCUCGGGGGCCCGUGCGGGCUGCGGGCACAGAGGGUUCGGCCUCCCCCACCUCGCACUCCCUCCCCCCAGGCCCGGCGCGGACUUGCACCUCUGGGCCCCUGUGCUUCCCGUUAGGAUCCCCGGGGCGGCAGGGGCGGCCCUGCGCCCACCAUCCCUUGGGGUGGGGGGACUGGCGGUUUCUCCGGGUAGAGAAACUGAACUGAGGCCCUGCAGAGCCUGCGUGUGGUCCGGCUCGAAGGCCCCCGGGACCGCACCUGGGAGUCGGGGCACGCGGGGACCCUGACUUCGCGCGGCACCUAGGACUGCCCGGGGCACCCGGGGGCGGGGGCCAGGACGUGAUCACCCACGGGCUUCGCGGUCUCUCUCCGCUUGGGGGAACGCAGGCCCCAUCCCGGGCCCUCCCGACCGCUGCCUUCACCUCCUCACCUCCGAGGACCCUUUUGCAGCCUCUGCUCCUCCCACCAAGGGGGCAAAACUCACACCGUCCUCCCCGGCGAGGAGCCCCGCGCUAGGCUUCCACGACCGGGGCACCGGGUCCCCUACUCCGAGGCUGGGCGCGCUGGGGGCUGGCAGUCGCCCGGCUUCUCCAGGGACACGGCAGCUGCACGAGGGAAGAGAUGGCAGGUCUCGGCAGCGCCGCGCAGGGGACACGGCCCGGAGUCCCCGGAGCGCGACUCGGGAGUAGGACGCGGAAGGACUCGAACUGUGAGCAAACACCGGAUGGGGCUGGGGCCGACGGAGGGCGGAGACCAAGGCGAGGGAAGGUCCGUCCAAAGGCCGCAAAAAACGCUGCUGAGCUUUAGAGCUGAAGUGCCACGUUCGCGGAGGGCUUGAGGAAGCCGCUGCGACCUGGAACUGGACUUCCUAACAUAUACGCCGGAGCUCGGGAGGAGGAAAUCCGCAUCAGUCGAUGAAACAAAACAGGAGCAAAGAGGGGAAAAAACAGCAUUAAAACGUGACCCUUUCAGAUCGGAUAUUAAAACCACUGCCACUACUUCCAAACACAAGUUAACAGGUUGGAUGUACUCGUUCAACUAUUUAUAAGUGAGGGACCUAAGAGGUGACAUCCCAAGACUGGGGGAAAAGGACAGUAAGGAUCCUUAGGGGCUUUGGUUCCUAUUAAGACAACGAAGUGGCAUAGGCUCUGGGUCCCUUCCCCAAAAAUGGACUUAGAAUUACAAUAUAGCUUAGGAACCACCACCAAACCUACAAGAAAUCCGUCCCGGACCUGUAAGAACCCCGAGCAGCCUGGAGUCCCCACAGGCAGGGAGACCAGGCAGCAGGGAGAAGCCCACCCUUGUAGUACUUGUGGCUGUCAGUCAAGUGACCAGUGUCCACGGGACACCGUCGGGCAGCCUAGGAGUUCUGCUCUUGGGAUUAAAAUACCCCCACCCCCUCACCCCCCCGCAGAGCCCUGUGGCUGGCAGAGGACAAAGGUGAAGGUGCUUCCCGAGGGUCUGAAGGUAAAUCUCCGAACACGACCCGGCGGAGUGCCCCCCGCUGACCGGGCUGGCCCGUCGCUGUCGGCAGGGCCUCGCCUUCCCCUUCACUCACUGGGAGCGACGGCUUAGGCCCCCGCCCUGGCCUUUCCUCAAUAAACGUUACCAAAUAGGAGCUAGUGCGCUGAAGGGACAGGGGCUCGUGGGCCACAGUAACCGGAUGCUGCCUGAGGAGGCCAGUCCUCGGUCCUGAAGACGCAAACUAAACAUGCACACCAGCCAAGAAACUAAAAAUAAAAUAAAUAUACAAGGAAAUAUUAGUAAUAUGAACCAGGAACAAGGACCAUGUUGAAAAUAGUACAAAAAUCAAUGAAUGAGACACAGGGACACAUAUAGGUCAAAACUAAUUAGCUGGUAAUAGGAAGCAGGAAAAGACAGACACACAGCAGGCAGUCCAGGGACAGAGCAGUAGUGUCCACAUCUGAAUAACGGCGUCCUAGAAGAGAAGAAAAGUGGAAAAGGAAAUACCUGAAGAAAUGAGAAACUGGCCAGAAUUAAAGAUGAAAAAACUCAUGGAUGAAAAACGUACAGAAAACAUACAAACAGAAACACUAGACUGAAAGACAUUUAAGACCAUCUAAGAAAAGCAAAACUUCUGACAGCUCCUACACAGAGAGAGUAGAUCAAUUACGGAGAGGGAUCAGUCGGGCACCAGGUUUCUUAAUAGUAUUUAGGUGAGAGACAAAGACGUUCCCAAAAUGCUGAAGGAAAAGAACUUUGAACUCAAAAUUCCUAUCAAGACAAAUUCAUUUAAGUAUGAGGAUGCAAUAAAAAAUACUCUCUGGGGGAUCCCCUGGUGGCUCAGCGGUUUAGCACCUGCCCUCCGCCCAGGGCGUGACCCCAAGGUCCCGGGAUCUAGUCCCACAUCGGGCUCCCUGCAUGGGGUCUGCUGCUCCCGCCGCCUGUGUCUCUCUCUCUGUCUCUCAUGAAUAAAUAAAUUAAAUCUUUAAACAAACAAACAAACAAAAACUCUCGGGGCACCUGGCUGGCUCAGUUGGUGGAGCAGGCAACUCUUGCUCUUGGCGUUAUCAGUUCAAGCCCCACACUAGGGGUAGAAUUUACUUAAAAAAUAUUCUUGGGGCGCCUGGGUGGCUUAGUCAAGCGCCUGCCUUUGGCUCAGGUCAUGAUCCCAGGGUCCUCGGAUUGAGCCCCACACCCGGCUCCCUGCUCUGCUGGGAAGCCUGUUUCUCUCUCUUUGCCUGCAGCUCCCCCUGCUUGGGCUCUCUCUGUGUGAAAUAAAUAAAAUCUUUUUUAAAAAUUUAAAAAAUAAUAUUUUGGAAGCAAAUAUGAAAACUGAAUUUAGACAUGAGAUAUAGGAAACAAAGGUGAGCAAAUACUUUGGCAAAAUGUGUAAUUCCAAACAGCUAGGGCCAAUGGAAUACAAAAUGAAGUAUAUCAACAAUCCAAAACCAAAAUUCCAAAGAAUAUCAGCAUGGUAGAGUCGGGAAGACCAAAGGAACAUAAAAGACUCUAACUUGUCUCCUCCCACAGACACAAAACACAUCAACAUAAGUGACCCAGAAAGUGAUCCAAAGCCUAGGAAACAAACUGCACAACUAAAGGCAGGGAAAGGGCCACACGGAGGCGGCGGCAGCUGGUGGGCAACAGUCUCCCGCCAGGGGAGGGUGAUCUCCGUAACACUUGCCUGUGAAAGUGACAGGGGCCAAAUUUUGUUACGUUCUCACAACCAGAGGAUUUAACACCUAGGGGUUUAGCACUCCGGUGGCUCAGCGCUGGGAGAGCCCAGAGGGCCUUAGGAAGCAUCUGGGCCCUAGAGAGACCACACAGCCAGUGCAAAUACGGCAGCGAAGUGGCAGUUUGAAGAACCCUAAAGGGUGAGGGAUUUGCUCAUCUUAGAGCACGGCCUGGAAGGACAGGGAUGGGAGGAAGAUCCUCCAGGAACAAAGGAGCUGGGAGGUACCACUGCCUCCUACCCGCGCCCCCCCCCCCACUUCUGCAGGUCUGCC